Ictalurus punctatus (channel catfish) is the source of this 2147-nucleotide messenger RNA. It is a transcript of the gene stm, whose product is annotated as starmaker. The transcript has 22 exons. Lineage: Eukaryota; Metazoa; Chordata; Actinopteri; Siluriformes; Ictaluridae. The record is from RefSeq and is a predicted model, not a curated record. Bases 30 to 1997 code for a protein of 655 amino acids.
GAGGGUGAGGGGUAUAAAAGCUCCUCGGCAUGCUCCAGGCAGGAUUCAGAUUUACGGGAGAACACAGAGAAGCUCGAGUCUCGCGCUCCCUCUCUUUCACACUGUUCUACCAUUCUGUCACGAUGCAGACACGGACAUUGGUUGUUUUCCUGAUCGCUGCUUUAGUGUCUGUCACUCUUUCUGCACCAAUACAUGAUGGCACAGACAAUGAUGAGAAAGCACUUCUAGACUUAUUGAUUGGUGUUAACAAUGCAGUUCACCCAACUAAUAGCCCUGUGAAUGGAGACUCAGCAGGAACUACAGAUGGAAAGGACUCUGCAGAGAAAGCAGAAGGCACAGCAAGUGACCCAGCAGAUACAACAGAAAAGCCGGGUGACACAAGUCAGGAUGAAACCACCAGUGGUCCAGAUUCAAGAGACUCCUCUGAAUCUGCACUAGAGAAGAAAGAGUCUGACAUGCCAGACCCAGUUGAAGACAAAAAUAAAGAUCCUUCAGAUGACACGGCCGAACGAGCAUCAACAGAAAAGAAAACAGAUGACACAGGGGAAGUAAUAGACACACAAACAGAUUCGGCUGACGCUGACUCGACGCUCAUAUCAUCAAAUGAAAUGGACUCUCCAGACAAGACCUCUUCCAGUAAGGAGACGGAGUCACGUGCUGAGCCAGACAAGGAUUCCCGAGAAUCUGAAAAGCACAAGUCAGAUGCCAGCACUGAUGCAUACAAGGACAGUAAAGAACAAGAUGUGGACAAAACCUCGGAGAUGGAGGACAAGGACAAACCUGCCAACAAGGCUGUGGACACUGAUGGAGAUGGUGAUGAGACAAGAGGCACAGAAGACACUGAUGUGAAAGAUUCAUCAGAAAGAAAGGACAAGACCAGCAAGCAUGAUGAUACUGACAAGGAUACUGACCAUGACACAGUGAAAUCUUCAGACAUGACAGAGAUCAGUGACAGCGCUGAGAAGACUGACAAAGACAGCAGUAGAGACAGUGACAAAGAGGAUGAUAAAGAUAGAGACAAUGACAGAGAUAGUGAUAAAGAUGAGGAUAAAGACAGUGAUAGGAAGGAUAAGGAUGAAGAUGAGGAUAAAGACAGUGAUAAGAAGGAUAAGGAUGACGAUGAGGAUAAAGACAGUGACAGGAAGGAUAAGGAUGACGAUGAGGAUAAAGACAGUGACAUUAAGGAUAAGGAUGAAGAUGAGGAUAAAGACAGUGACAGGAAGGAUAAGGAUGAAGAUGAGGAUAAAGACAGUGAUAGGAAGGAUAAGGAUGGAGAUGAGGAUAAAGACAGUGAUAGGAAGGAUAAGGAUGGAGAUGAGGAUAAAGACAGUGAUAGGGAUAGUGAUGCAGAUGAGGAUAAAGACAGUGAUAGAGACAGUAAGAAAGAUGAUAGGGACAGUGAUGGAGACAGGGAUGGAGACAAAGUCAUAAAAGAUGAGGAGGAUAGUGCAGACAGUGACAAGGACACCACAGAUGACACAAGCACUGACAAAAGCAAUGAGAAGGAAAUGACUGCUGGGGAAGAAAAGGACACUGACCAAGAGACAAAGAGCAAGUCUGAGGAAUCUGUGAGGGGAUCUCAGCCUGGCUCGUUCAUCUUGGACUCCUCAAGUAAAGAGGAUAGCCAGGACAGAGAGACGAGCAGCACUGAGUCCACUGAUAAAGACAGCUCAGACAGCACAGACCAUGCUGACAAGGACAGCACUGAGACAGAUGGAGGAGUUUCAGAUGUCAGUGCCAAUAGUUCGGAGAUAGAGACUCCUGAUGCAACAUCACUUGAAACAGCUGAGGACUCUCAGGGUGACUCCAGUGAUGAGAAUGACGAUGAUGACUCAAGGGGUGUAACAGAGUCGAAAUCACAUGAGGACAACACUGAUGAAGACACUGAUGUAGACACAACUGCAAAACCAUCUGAUGUACCCGACCAGCCAGAUCAUCUAGAGGACACACCCCAAGGGUCUGUUGUUGGUAGCAAUAAUGCUUCUCUAAGCUCCUAGCGCCCAGAAUAUCACUGGAUCAAACCAUUUAACAGGGUUAUGCAAUACAUGGUGAAAUACUAAAAGAGAAGCAACUGAAGUCACUGUGCUAACCAGCCAUUUUGAUUCCCUAUUAACAUGACAUUUUAUAACUUUCUGUCCCCUUUGAUG